GUGGCGUGGGCCCGUGCCGGCGGAGCGACUGCGAUGGCGGCGGAGGAGGAGCGGCUGCUGGCCUGGCUGCGCGGACCGGCUGUGGCGGGACCCGGCGGCGCUGAGCUCGCCGCUUAUGUGGCCGAGCUGGCGGCGCUGGGGCUGGCGGAGCUGGGCCGGGAGCCGGCGCGGCUGGCGGCAGAGCGGGAGCGGGUCGGGGCUGAGACGCGGCGCUUGGCCUUCGAGCACUACCGCGCCUUCAUUCGCUCCGCGGAGUGCACCGGCCGCGCCGGCCGCGGCUUCGGUGGCAUCGAGAGCCGUCUGAGCAGCCUGCUGGAGCGCCUGCCCGCCCUGCAGGAUGCCUGCCGGAACUUCAUGCGUGAUGCUGAGGCCAUUGCCUGCAGCCGGCGGAUGAACAGCCUGACACUGAACCGGCACACAGAGAUCCUAGAGAUCCUGGAGAUCCCGCAGCUCAUGGACACCUGUGUGCGUAACCGCUACUAUGAGGAGGCGCUGGAGCUGGCGGCCUACGUGCGCCGGCUGGAGAAGAAGUACAGCAGCAUCCCCGUCAUCCAGGGAAUUGUGGCCGAGGUGCGGCAGUCCACUCAGCUGAUGCUGAACGAGCUCAUCCAGCAGCUCCGCACCAACAUCCCUCUGCCCACUUGCCUGCGGGUCAUUGGCUAUCUGCGGCGCAUGGAUGUCUUCACAGAGGCCGAGUUGCGCAUCAAGUUCCUGCAGGCACGGGACGCCUGGCUGCGCUCCAUCCAGGCCUCCAUCCCCGAGGAUGACCCCUACUUCCACCUCACCAAGACAGUCGAGGCCUGCCGUGUCCACCUCUUUGACAUCAUCACGCAGUACCGUGCCAUCUUCUCUGAUGAGGAGCCGCUCCUGGCCCCCGAGCAGCCCUCCCUCAACGAGGGAGCCAUCUUCCAUGGUUGGGUGCUGCAGAAGGUCUCUGAGUUCCUGCAGGUGCUGGAGCGUGACCUGCAGCGAGGGGUGGGUGGCCGCUUGGACUCGCUGCUGGGGCAGUGCAUGUACUUUGGCCUCUCCUUUAGUAGGGUGGGGGCUGAUUUCCGUGGGCAGCUGGCCCCCAUCUUCCAGCGUGUCGCUGCCACCACCUUCAGCAAGGCAGUGGAUGAGGCGGUGGAGAAGUUCCAGGAGGAGAUGAAUUCCUACACGCUCAUCUCUGCCCCAGCUGUGCUGGGCAGUGCCGCAGCGGUGCCGGUGCCCUCAGCCCAGCCAGGGACACUGCAGCCACCCAUGGUGCUGCUGGACUUUCCGCCCCUUGCCUGCUUCCUCAAUGGCCUCCUUGUUGCCUUCAACGACCUGCGGCUCUGCUGCCCCAUCGCCCUGGCACAGGAUGUGGCUGCCUGCCUGAAGGAUGCCCUUGGCAAGGUGACCAAAAUAAUCCUGGCCUUCCACCGGGCAGAGGAGGCGGCAUUCAGCGGGCGCGAGCAGGAGCUCUUUGUCCACUUCUGCACAGCAUUCCUGGAGGAUCUGCUUCCUUACCUGAAUCGCUGCCUCCAGGUUCUCUUCCCCCCGGCUCAGAUCGCACAGGUGCUGGGCGUAGAUGAGAACGGGGACCCGGUGAGCUGGGAGGCGACGGGCUGGGCUGCCCGCAUCGUGCAGCACGAGAUGGACCAUCUGGACGGCGUGCUCUUCAUCGACCGCAUGGACAGCCGCACCUUCGCCAACACCGCCUGGAGCCAGCUCCUCGACUGAGACGGAGCCCCGGCAGCGGUACGGCACUCUGGGAUGUGGCCGCGGCCCCCACCUGCCCCUUGGAGCCGGCCUCGGAGCUUCCUUUCUCGGUCUAGGAAAGGGGGCUGUGCAGGAGGGGACCACCCCUCUCUCCUGCAGCACCUGGUCCACGGGAGGGGAAGGGGCUGGGAGCUGUGGGCUGUGGACCUGGAGAGAAACGAGGAGGGACUCGGCUCCAAGCGGCCAUUAUAGAACGUGCUCCUUGUGUGGCAGGCAAAGGACCGUGGGAAUGGAGAGGAGACAGUAUCCCCAGCGCUGGGUCCCUUUAUGGCCCCAAAGCCUUGCUGUGGGGCAGCUGUGCCUCAGGGAGGGGCUAGGCACUGGCGGAAGCUUUCAGAUUGUUUUUAUUUUCAUAUAAACAAGACAGAACCCAAAGCAGCAUUAAUUUAAAAAAUAAAAAAGGAGCAGGAAGAAGAGUGAGGAGCA
Tympanuchus pallidicinctus (lesser prairie-chicken) is the source of this 2166-nucleotide messenger RNA. It is a transcript of the gene COG8, whose product is annotated as component of oligomeric golgi complex 8. Bases 34 to 1701 code for a protein of 555 amino acids. The transcript has 5 exons. Gene Ontology annotation, molecular function: peptide deformylase activity. Gene Ontology annotation, cellular component: COG complex. Gene Ontology annotation, biological process: intra-Golgi vesicle-mediated transport. The record is from RefSeq and is a predicted model, not a curated record. Lineage: Eukaryota; Metazoa; Chordata; Aves; Galliformes; Phasianidae.